Messenger RNA from Triplophysa rosa, 4285 nucleotides. RefSeq names its product RUN domain containing 3b (gene rundc3b). The record is from RefSeq and is a predicted model, not a curated record. The transcript has 11 exons. The coding region runs from base 23 to 1477 and encodes 484 amino acids. NCBI's taxonomy places the organism in Eukaryota, Metazoa, Chordata, Actinopteri, Cypriniformes, Nemacheilidae.
CUCUCUACAUGCUUACAUUUCUAUGGCUUUAGCGAAAGUCAGUCAGUCAGUAAGUCAGAGACUGAUAAAAGCAUCCGAGAAAGACACGCACGGCGUUAUAAUAAAGAGCUGUACAGGAGAAAUCAUGGCAUCUUUAAAUCUCGGAUUUAACGGGGCUCGGAAAAAAGCAGCAGCGCGUAUCAGAGCCGUGGAGAGGAGGAAUCUGAUCACCGUGUGCAGGUUCUCGGUGAAGACCCUCAUUGAUCGCUCGUGUUUUGAAACGAUAGAUGACGCAUCUGCUGAGUUCAUCAACUUUGUGUCUAUUCUGGAACAUAUUCUGAGCCACAGACUGAAAGGUCAGGUCAGUUGGUUUGGCUAUGAGAGUCCACGCAGUUUCUGGGAUUACGUACGUGUAGCGUGUAGUAAAGUACCACACAGCUGCAUCCACAGCAUUGAAAACAUGGAGAACGUCCGCAGCUCCAGGGCAAAGGGUCGUGCCUGGAUCAGAGUAGCGUUAAUGGAGAAACGUUUGUCUGAAUACAUUUCGGCAGCUCUGAAAGACUUUAAAACUACCAGGAGGUUCUAUGAGGACGGGGCGGUAGUUCUGUGCGAGGAGGCGGGGCUUCUUGCGGAUACUCUGAUUGGCCUAAAUGCCAUUGACUUUAGUUUCUGUCUAAAGGGGGAGGUGCUUGAUGAGAGCUGUCCAGUGGUCAUUGACUACACACCGUACCUUAAAUUCACACAGACAUCUGACAGCAUCAGCAGUGAUGAAGAGGAGAUGAGGACGCUCGGCAGCAGUGGAAGUGAAGCAGGAACUCCUGAAGCCUACAUGGCGGCAAGUCUGAUGGCCGAUCAGAGCAGCUGGUACAGCAAGAGUAAAAGACUGGAGCAGAAAUACAGAGUCGUGCUGGAACAGAAGGGUUAUCUGGAGGAGCUGGUGCGUCUGAGAGAAGCUCAGCUGUCCGAGUCAGUGUCUCAGAAUACAUCUCUCCUGCAGCGCCUCACAGACACUGAAAUCAGCCACAAACAGGAGAAAGAGCAGCUGGAGAUCAUCAUCCUGGAGCUUCAGGAUCAACUAACGGUGAUGAAGAACCAUGACCUGCGCUCCAGACAGGAGCUUACUUCCCACUUGACAAAUCAGUGGCCCUCACCUGCUGCCUUGGAUGCUAACGCUGUUGCCUUGGAUACGCUCCUGUACAGGAAACGCACAGGACCAUGGGAUGAUAAGAGCUUCCAAAGUUUGGAGCAUCUUUCUGCAGAUAUGAGUCUAUCUCAGGCGUCUCUGGAUCCACCACAGCUGAACCCUCACAGUCUGGACAGCAAGGCAGGACUUUCACACUGGCACAGGGAAGGGAAAGAGGAUACUCCAUCUCUUAGGGGGUUGUGUGGAUCAAUGACCUCGAUGGCCAGUUACAAAUCUCUUGCCAGCCUAAAGUCAAGUGAGUAUCUGGCCAGUCCCACAACAGACAUGACCAGCCCAGGACUUACUCCGUCCUGAACACGGCAGAAAAGUAUGGACAUUAUACGCAUAGACAGACACAUUCACACAAACACAAUGUCCUACUUGACAAACAAUGGUUUGGAUUGUACAUUGAGAGAAAAUAUAGGAUAAACGAUUAGAAAGAAAAACUACACUACCAUGCUCAGUGUUUCUCAGAGAGACAUUUCUGCUGGACAAGGCAACACCCCAGUUCUGGUUGUAGUCUAAUUUAAUUUGUUCAGUAUGUCAUUGAAGUUUGUGUUUAUUAUUGUUUAUCAACUUCCUCACACACACUUACCAUCUGUUUAAUGAAUCUCAUGGAACGACAAUCUUGACUCAGGACAUCAGGAAUUCGAGCCUUUUGUAAAACAACCCAGAUUUCAUUUUUGCAUUUACCAGUUUAUUUUGUUAUUUUAAUUUUGAGCUUGAGGUCAUUUUGUUUGUAAAAUCUCAUCUGUGUGGAAUUGCAAGUUAAUACGAGUGGAACUUUGGCUUCCAGCUAAACUAUUAGAUACAUUUAAAGUUUAUUUACACCUACUUUAUCAAUUCAAAUAUUUAUUCAUCCUUAAGUUUAAAAAUUCCAACACUGAUUUAUUUUGAGAUAGAUAAGUGUAGCUCACUGAGAUCUUGACUUUACGGAAAGCUUAACGUACAGUCAAAUCCGGGCACAGGGCAUAGGAAUGUUGCAUCAUCCUAAAGAGCUGUUCGUUGCAAUAUUGACCAUUGAGUCUACAUUACGCUGCUUGAUACAUGGCUACUGACCAGAUAAAUAAAUAAAUGAACAGGAAAUAUUGAUUUGAGUUGAAGAGAGAGGAAGCAGAGUGAUAUGAGAAACGUAAAUAUGGCAUAGCUAUACACGGUUCAGCACAGCAGCAUUGUGGUCAAUUAAACGGUUUAGUGGUCAUUAUACGAAAAUAUUAAACCUCAGAAUGCUGUUAUUGACCAAGGGAUUUGUGUAAUAAAUCCCUUGAAAGGCGUAAUGAAUUCACACAGUAUAAGUACUUGGUAUUUGUAAUGAGAAUAUGGGAAUCUCACAGCGCAUUUAAACUGCAGUGUUAAAACUGUACAAGGUUUACAUAAACAAAUAGUGUGGGUAUAUCACCUUUCAUGUUUCAAAUAACUGUAAAUGUCAAAUAGACCGUUUUUAAUGGUAAUUUUAAUGAUGGUGGUUGUCAGGAAUAUUUGGCCCACUUUUUGCAUGAGUUUUUAAAGUGGUUUUUAAAAUGUAAUGGGGUUUGGUGACAUUGACUGUGAAGAAAAAUUGGUUCAGGAACAAGUUAAUGCACUUUCAGUACAGAAAACAAACAAUCUUUUUUUUCAGCAUAACAUGCGUCAUGCACAAUAACACAAGAAAUGUGCAUUGCGUAAAAAGUUAUUUUCAUUUCACUUUCAAUUAAAAAUUCACCAUAGACAUAGUCAGAAACCUAAAGGUUUUGAAUGCUCUUGAUGUAUGACAUUGAUAUGUUCACCUUCUAUGUUUGCCUUAAUUCUCACACAUACAUCUGGUGUGCUGUAUGUAGAUGUUAACACAUUUUAAAUGAAGCAUAUAAGAUUCACUCCGUAUUCAGAAUUCUUCAAUCAGUGAACGUGCCCUCUUACAUGGAGUGCUCAUGCAUAUGUAUGAUCUAAUUUACAUAUCCACACACCACUACAUAUUCAUCAAACACAGGGUAUUAGUUAUGCAUAUUUUCUCACCAUCAUUCAGAGAGUGGCUAAUGUGCAUACAAUAAAAAUACAGUAUAUUAGACAGAACUGGAAAUAAAUAGUUGUUUUCUUAAUUUAAAAAGUUAAAAAAUAUUUUUUUAUCGAACUAGCUGGUUACUUGUAAUACUUGCUGCAAAAGUACAAAAAAGUGUUAAUAGUAAUAAUUAUAAACAGACUGGUUUUAGAAAAUCAGGUUAUGAGGCAUGCUAGGCCAUGAUUUAUAAUAAUUUCACGUUCAGAAAUGCAUAAUAGAAUUUCAGAUUCAAGACAAAAGCAUAUGAAGAGCUCUUGCCGAGCCGAGCAUCUGUGUUUUUAGCCUUUAAGAUUGUCUCGUCUGCCGAUGUGAUUUUCUUUUUGUACCACAGAAAUACGCUUUACAUGUAAACGCAUGUUGUACACUGUUCAGAGCUAGAUAUGAUAUGUCGUCAGAAGCCUGUACAUCUGACAGUGCAAGUUUUUCAAAUACAUUCAUUCAGUACUGUCUGAUUCAACACAUACAACGAAACAUAUUUGAUGUGUCUAGUGGACUGAAGGAAUGCAGCUGCGUACAUUAAGAAGUGCUUAUGAAAUACUGUAGGAAUUACGGUCUUAAUUUUCUUUUCUGGAUAGGUUGCUGACACAGUCGUUGUUUUUAAAUGGAAAAGUUAUCAUUUGUUUGAGUUAAACUGCUGAAUUUUAAUGCCUUGACUGACAUUUUUGAAUGUAUUCUUUUUUUAUGGCUUUUUACGUUUUGGGGGAUUUAGCUAUUGUUAAACUUGUUAAAAUUUGUCAAACUUUCUGUUCUAUUACAGUGUGACAGAAACAAAUGCUGUAAGCACAAUGAAGGCACACUGAGAUGAAUAUCAUAUAUUCAGUAUCAUUUGGUAUUAAUUUGUUCUGUCAUUUAAUUUAUGUCCUUAUCUACGCCCAUGAUUUUUCAAUAAACUGAAAUGUAAAUUCGAUCUUGGCUAAAGGCUGGUUUUGUCUCAAACAUAGACUUUUGUCAUCUGUAGUGUUUUGUGAUACUCGAUGUGGAUUUUCUUUUCUUUUUUGUCGAUAUUAGACUCACAAAGAACAGUUUCUAACCCUUGAAAUAUUGUAAGCCGUGCAUAGCUCAAAUUAAAAGAAAGGCAAUAUUCUGUA